AUGGAGAAGGAAUUAAAGCAGUUUUUCAAAGGACUUAAACUGCAACUUGCAACGGCCCAAGCUUGUGGAGAAGGCCAGGUCAAAGUGGGGGAAAGACCCAGUAUCAUUUGA
Phytophthora nicotianae INRA-310 is the source of this 111-nucleotide messenger RNA. RefSeq lists its product as hypothetical. The transcript has a single exon. Bases 1 to 111 code for a protein of 36 amino acids. NCBI's taxonomy places the organism in Eukaryota, Oomycota, Peronosporomycetes, Peronosporales, Peronosporaceae. The record is from RefSeq and is a predicted model, not a curated record.